AUGGAAGAGCGAAGCUUCAAAACAGCGCCAAUGUUACUACGUGGGUCAUUUUUAUUUCGUGAACAACAGAAGAUAACCGGCGGGGGUCCGAAGGAUCUCGCGCGACGACUAUUAAAACCAUACGAAGCCGCUGCGUCUCCAACCUCUCCGCUUUCGUCUUCAGAUGAAAUAUUGCUUAGUGUUCAAAAACAACUCUCCGGUGUUCCUCGAAAUAUAUUUGCUUCCCUCGAAGACGGACCAGAAAUUUAUCCUCAAUGUCCACUCAGCACGAUAUACGAGGGGGAAGACAAGGUUUCUUGUGCACGCGCCCUGGACGCUAGACUCAAACUGCUGCAAGAAAAUGGUUCUCAAGCAGUUGCACCUGAAAUUAGGCUCGAAGAACCUAGUGCUGACGCCACGCCCGAAAUUUCUCUCACAAGUUUUGACUCUGCUUUGACUGGAUUGAACAACCCCAUGACCUUGUUGCCCUCAAAGGCCUACUCCUUUGGGGACGCACACCCAUUACAUUGUUCGGCACUUCUUCGGCUGCUGUACCUUCAUACAUCCAUUAACCCGGCAAAUCGUUCCUCUCAUAUUCCAUCAUUGUUAAUCCCUGUCUACUCUGCCCUUAACCAGGAAAUUGAGCCUGAGGAGUUGAGCCACGUCGAGGCAGACACUUUCUGGGUCUUCGAGGCCAUAGUGGCGGAGUUUUCGGAGCUCGAAGAAGAAGGAGGAACCAAGUGGAUGAGAAGGUUCAGUGAAAGACUCUUGUACGCUGAUGCAGAGCUUUUCGAAGAUUUGCAAGCGAAGGGCCUGGAUCCUGCUUUACCUCAUUAUUCAUUCCGAUGGAUUACCCCUCUGCUUACCCAUACGUUACCUCUUCCGUCGGCCCUUGUAGCUUGGGAUGCCCUUCUCUCUUGGCAGCAGAGAGCGCGAGAUAUGAACCCGAAAUCUGACUUUCUGCUGGAUAUCUGCAUGGCAAUGCUAAUCCAUUCCAGGGCUGCACUCUUACGAAUAAGCAACGUUGGCCCAAAAGCAGCCAGUUUAUGGGCAGACGAAAGUAGCGACGUUCACCCCUCCCCUUCUAUGAGUGACCCUUUCUUAGAAGGAUUGAGGACGCUUCAAAAGUACCCUAUUGAGGCAUUUGGCGGAAUCGAACGAAUACUGCAGACCGCAGUUGAUUUGGCCCAGAAGAGAGCACAGGAGGCAAAUGCCGCAAAACACGAAUCACUUAGUUUGGGGGCUCGGCUGAAGGUUACCAUGUGGAAAGGCUUCACCAAUCAAGCUUCUUCGCCAGAGGAUUCACCUAGCGAAGACGAGGAUUCGAGUGAAGACGAGCAUGUUGAUGGUAAUGAAACAGAAACGCAGGAAAAUUCGACCUAUACACAAUUUGCAAGUACAAUGUGGAAAGGCAUCACAAAUCGACCUGUUGAAUCGCCCCUACCCAGCAACCCGCCCCCCGCCCCGCCCGCGUCAAUACCCCGACAAACCGAACAACUUCGCACUAACGGCGCCGAUCAAUUUCAAGCUUCUACCCCUACGCAGGCAGCUUCAAGUAUAUGGGGUUACGCGGAAAAGUUGAAGGAGUCCAACGCAGCCGCGACGCUUGCCAAGGUUAGCUCCAAUUGGCGCGCCAGGGCUUUGAUGGGUACCUGGGGACGUGGUGCAGACCAGUCACGCACGAGUGACCUUCGUGAACACCACACAGCUCAUAGUGAAUCCGCCAGCCCUAUCAUCCGACCCCACUCAGACGACAGACGAGGUUCUCUUCCCGUGGAACGAAUUGGCAUAUACUCCCCCCCAACUCGCUCACUUAACUUCCGUUCAGAUGACCCCUUCAAACCUCCCCAGGUCGGUUCAGCGUUGUUCUCACCUACCAAUUCUGAGGGAGCUGCGCAAAAUUCUGGAAUCCUCGACAAAACCCGGAGCCUGUUAUUGACACGCUCUCCACCUCAGACAGCGUCGAAAUCCGGGCCUCGACCUCUUCUGUUAAAUUCUGCAACACUUAUAACAGCUGGUAAAAAAGACAGCCCUCCUUUCCCUAUCAGUGGUGUCAUGUCUACCCCAGACACAGAGGAGUGGGCAGACGUCAUGAGAUUGAAACAACGCCACGUUCACAGAGACUCCCAGUCGUCGAUUUCAUCUCUGUCUCCGUCCGACGCACUGGGCCGCCCUUUGAACUCAGCCAAGUUUGACUGGGAUUCGGACGGCAGCGGCAGUCGGGUGGUCCCAUUGAACCGUAGAUCGAUUUCGCCUAUGGCGCCGAACUUCCGUGUGCUUCACUCGCGGUCGUCCUCCCGGAACUCAUCUGCUCCAUCGCCAGAUUCUUCACGCCUCUCUGGGCUCGCAAGGAACGUUCACAGUCCAGCAAUUGCUGAUUCAUGGGUCUCACCACCAGCUUCCGCUCCAUCGGUUUAUGAGAUCAAGACGCGUAGUGCAAUGGAUCAAGCGAAUGGCGCGAGCUCAGAAGCUUCGGAUAGUACACCCCACGAACCACCUUCGCCUGUGAGGAAGCUCUCACGAAAAAAAACAGACCCGUCGAUCACCACAGACGAUACCUCCGACUCUCCCGCCGUACGAUUACCAACGCGGACCGCACGAGUACGUUCGAAGCGUCAUCCCGCGCGACCUACAAAUCUUCAGAUACAAGACAAUCCCGCUAAAUCACGAACUUCCAUUGAGCAGAAAACACCUAGUCCUUCCGCCGCAAACCUUUCAGUUCCAUGGCCUGGAGAUGAGAUUGACGCUGUUGCUACACCAAGAGCUUCGAAAUUCGAGCUCGAGGAAGAUGCAGCACCGUUCAACUUGGGACGCUCUCCUCGAAGAUCGAGGAAGGUAUCAUCUGGUAGCCCUGAAAAGAGGAAUGUGUCCUCCGACAGACAAGACAGUAGAACUCGAAAAGUAUCUGCUGGACAUCGGGUGCGGAAAGUCUCUGUGGAGAACCGGGAUCCACCGGGAAGUAGUCGGGACAGCGCAGCAGAGGAAGGGGACGAUGAAGGCUAUGACGAACUUUUAAGUGCAUAUGAAAGUGAGGAUGGACCGGACAUGUCUUCGCUAAGAUAA
Messenger RNA from Laccaria bicolor S238N-H82, 3042 nucleotides. RefSeq lists its product as uncharacterized. NCBI's taxonomy places the organism in Eukaryota, Fungi, Basidiomycota, Agaricomycetes, Agaricales, Hydnangiaceae. The transcript is spliced from 4 exons. Bases 1 to 3042 code for a protein of 1013 amino acids. The record is from RefSeq and is a predicted model, not a curated record.